AUGGCGCCCAAACCGGUCCCAUACGGCUCAGCAGUGGCGCAAGAGGACGACGAUCGAGUCUGGGCCGUCCGUUCUACCUUGAUGCGUAUCAAGCAGCCAGACAAGGUCAUGCCCGUCUCAUAUCAGCCCGCCCUUGUUGAAAUGCAGUGGAAGCAAGACUUGAACGCCGAAUACCUCGACCGCAAGAAGCCGCCUGCCAGUCCCUUCAAUUGCACCAAUCCAGGCCCAUUCACUGGGAGCAAAGAGUGUGCCACCUGCUUGCCGCAAUUCUUUCCCGCCGCAAUGAGCGUUGAUGACGGACAAGCCAAAGCCAUCAUCAACGAAGUCGCCGACAGCAUCAAAGCCGACCUUGCUUUCUUACGCGCAACCUUGAAAAAGCAUGCCGACUUUCUGGUCUCGAGGUGGAACAAGAAGCCGCAAGCAAAGCGCUUCAGCUUCCUGACUGAGCACACUGAGCUGUUUGACAAGAAAUGGGCUGCCAUCCAUCUUCUCGAACGUGUUGGAGCUGGUGAUCUGGACCGCGAAUACCUCGGAGAACGUAACCUGCGCAGGGUCAAAACCCACCGGACCGCAGAUGGAGACUUUGCAGUCUGUCUCGAGCUUCACACCCAAGAGUCUCUGGCAAACAGCGAGAUGCGUGACAAGACUCUGGCCUCACACCAUGACUCCUGGUUCCUGCCUUAUCUUGACGCUGAGACACUUUCCGAGGAUCCCACCCUCUUCCUCAGCUUGUUACACCAUCGCACCUCCAACGACCCUGAGAAGUGGUUGAUGUUUGACAACACCAACAUUGUCCUCGCCGAACACUUCUCCAUUAUACCAAACGUUUUCAACCCCAACUGUGUCGUUGCUCAAGGCCCCGACUAUGGCAAGCUCGUCAAAUGGAAUGCCGAAAAGGCUCAUCGCUGGGAGAUCAUCGGCUUCACCAAGGCUUACCACCUCUUCACCGCUCACCAAAAGAUGCUCAACCUCCUCAGCAACUGUGUCAAAGGUCUACUGGCAGAAGUCGAGGCGCCUACCACACUUGAAGUCCAUCCCAAGUGGGAUGGUAUGAUCGCAGCGGAUUUUUCAAGGUUCAAGACCGACUUCCCUUGGUCCACCGACUUUGUCAAGCCCUUCUCCGAACCUCCGCGCUUUGAUGCUCGUGAGGUCGCCGAGCUCAUCGCAUCUCGUCACCGCGUCGUUCUUGAUGAGCUGGAGCUUCUUCAGACGGACCCGCAGUAUGUGCAGAUGUUGUCGAAAGAAAUUUGUGCCUGCAGAUUCUUUGAGACGUGGCGUGUGGAAGACAUGAUGCCCUGGCUCGUGGACUGUCUCUUUCUCGAGACGAUGCACCGCGAGUCAUACUGGCGCCAGCUAGUCGCUGAAAGCCAGCUGAUGAUAAGCUGCCUGGAUGUCUUCGAGCGAAAGCCGACCACAAAGGCCAAGCAAGGUCUGGAACAAGCCGUCUUCAUCGUGAAUGACCUUUGCAUUGAAACAUUUGCGAUUUUCGAGCCACAAGUCCACGCAGGUCUCCUGGUUGAGAGAGGUUUUGAGCGCAACUCUGAGUUCAAAGGAAGUGCAAAGAUCAAGUCUACGAACCGCAGCUUCACUGCAAAAGACUGGUUCACUGACGACCUUCUCUACUGGAGUAUGAGCACCCUUGGCUUUGACAAGGAGCGUCCCUUCACCAUGGAUCCUGCCUUCAACUUUGCCAUUAUCGAUCGUCUUUGCCGCACUGAUCCCAAAGAAGCCCGUCGCAUUCGUCAGACAAUGCUGGAUAAACUCAGUGAUAUGUCGAUUCUGAGUGAAAUCAUCACAUCCAUCCAAUCAGACACGACUCGCGACCGUGCCGUCUUCACGCAGGUGGGAAAAAUCAUGAAAACCCAUGACACGUCUCCGGCCGACUGGAUCAAGAAGAUCAAUGCAGGCCAUGGUCAAGCAUUGGGAGACACUCUAGGACCUGAUAUGCAUCAGCUGUAUCAACAGUCUCAGUGGCCACGUGGUAAGAAGGAUCUGAAAUGGCUUGACGAGGCUACUGCGGCGCGUGCCUGCCUGACCCAGCUCUGGGAGCAUUUCAAAGAGCUUUGGGUCAAGGACCUCGUCAAAGCCAAAGUUAGCCAGAGACUGAUUGACGAGGACGUCAAAGUGCUUUCCGCCGCGUCGAACUCACGCCAUCAGGAAGAACUCGUUCGGGAGAAGCAGGACAUCCUCGAACAUGUUGCACAGAGUGCUGAAGCUGCCAAGUCCUACACUCAGGUGGAGGUGCAGACUGUCUGGGGCAAGGAGAACCACCAUCCUGCAGCUCUUCCGAUCAGAUCGACUCCUAAGGCACCUCUCAUUCCCGACGCGACCAACGGUCCACAAAACCAGGUCGUGCUCUAUGUCCCGCCCGCCAAGAUAGCUGCCUUGCCAUCGAUCCAACACGUCAAGUCCGAAAGCCUUGUUGUUUUCCACCACAUGUUCCCUGUCAGAGGCGCCGAAUCUCAACGCAGCUUCUCCUGGCAGGACUUUUUGAGUGCCAUGACCGACGCUGGCUUCAGUAUCCUCCAGAGUCAGGGCUCAGCCGUCACACUGAAGCUGGACCACCCCGCAGACAGUGGUGUCAAGACCAUUGUACUGCACCGCCCUCACCCAUCGCCCACGGUGAACCCAGUUAUGCUGAGAAGAAUUGCAAAGAGAAUGGAAAAGUGGUUCAGCUGGCACAGAAAGAUGUUUGUUGAGAGAUCGAAGUGA
Molecule: messenger RNA, 2712 nt
Organism: Aureobasidium uvarum
Lineage: Eukaryota; Fungi; Ascomycota; Dothideomycetes; Dothideales; Saccotheciaceae
Source: the annotation of a GenBank genome assembly